Molecule: messenger RNA, 339 nt
Organism: Protopolystoma xenopodis
Lineage: Eukaryota; Metazoa; Platyhelminthes; Monogenea; Polystomatidea; Polystomatidae
Source: the annotation of a GenBank genome assembly
AUGAACGUCCAUCUGUACCGCGAAGAUGGGACAGCAACAAUGAGUGCUUCAAGUGAUAAGAACCAUAGGCCAACAUCUGUCCGCGAUCAUCCACGUUUGAUGCUCCUUUUUUUCCACCAUCACUUCGAUUGCAGAAUGCCAAACACAUGCUCGGUGCAAUUAAUAGACAUUUUGGGGAAAAACUCAGACGAUGUCACCGAAAACGAAGAAGAUUGCCGCGGAGACAGCGUUGACCAGAGGGCUCCAGUAGGGCCAAACAAUUGCUGGCCAAGAAGGAUCCGCCAUGCUCUUCUGGUAAGAUGGCACUGGAAAGGUCUUCAUCACAAUCUUUCUAUUUAA